AGUCACAAAAAUAUCAAUCGGUAUAAAUUGAAUAAUGCCGUGGCACGACACAAUCUUUUCUCACUGGAUGCCUCCGUGCUUACAGCACUCUCUGGCUGCCAGAGGCGAACAGGAGGACCGCGUUGGAGCAUGCUAAUGGCGAAGUGGGGAAAAGUUCUGGAUGGUGCGCGCGGCUCUAGUCAGCCUGGGGCACGGAGUGGCGGCGCCAGUGGGGCGAUGAUCAUGAAGAGUGUUUCCAUAUUCCUGGCGAGCGGCAGACGUGCCUCGAACAACAGCAAGGCUGCGGGUGCCACGGACAAAGGCAACCAGAGUGGAGCCCAAGGUGCCUCCACGAGUGGUGAUCCCACGAAGAAGAGACGGAAGAAGCCCAAGCCACCGAUGGAGGACGCGUCGGGCAAGAUUAAUCCCAAACUCCUCGAGUCACUCAAGAAGAAGACACACUUUUCCAAGAUUGAACUGGAGGCACUGUGUCGCAUCUACAAAAAACUCGUUACAAAUUGUCACGUUACAUCGAGAGUUCUGGCAGCCAAUAAUCCGGGUUCGGUAAUUGCGAAGCCUCAUGCCACCAUCGAGGGCAUCGACCGAGCGGUUUUCCGGGAACUCCUACACAGCACAUUCGACAUUGUCACGGAAGAGACGCUGAUGGAGAGGAUUUUCUGCGCUUGGGACACAGGAUUCGAGGGAAUGCCACUGAGACUCGAGGGAUGGAUAAUUGGCUUAUCGAUCUUCCUGCGAGGAUCUCAAGCGGAGAAAGUGGCUUUCUGCUUCCGAGUGUACGACCUAAACAGCGACGGUUUCAUUACACGAGACGAAAUGUUCAUCCUGUUGAGGAAUUGCCUGAUAAAGCAGCCUCAGGAUGAGGAUCCGGACGAGGGUGUUCGUGAUUUAGUAGAGAUUGCACUCAGGAAGUUUGACAACGACAAGGAUGGUAAAGUGAGCUUUCAGGACUUCCAGACGGCUGUCACGGAGGAACCCCUUCUCCUGGAAGCUUUCGGACAAUGCCUCCCUUCAGAGAGUGCAACUAUUUCCUUCCUCUCCACUCUCCAGGCUUGAGCCACAAACUGUCUAUCCGCAGGCGAUUUAAUUCGAAUGCAACACUGUUGGUUUACCAGUCAAAAAAUACUCAUAAUCAAUAAGUUCAACAUUUGAUUGCGAUAAAGUGAAUAUCUUAGGACCUAAUGAGAAAUGUAAUGUUUAAAUAUGGAAAUUGUUAUUGUUGAGAAGCGUAAUCCAUCUAAAUGAGGAGGUAAAAACUCGUCAUACGAUAAAGGCGAAACUAACAUUAGGAGAUGACGAUAAAUAUUUGAAAAUUAUACGCAACGAGUCAUUAAAAUGUUCAAUGUCAAGUGCUCAAUGUAAUUUCUCCUACAGCGUUUUUGGGGAACAUUUCCUGACAGCAAUCAUUCUCCUGAUAUAGAAGCUCAUCUUCAUGGUGAAUCGUAGAGAUGAAUAAAAAACCGUAUAAUCGGCGAUUUGAGUGUUACGGAAGGGGAAACCCGCGAUCGCGAGAUUACACUAUACUGAAAGCGAGUUAAUAUUAUACAAAUUUCGUUCCACAUUUGCAGACACUCCCGAAGAUCACCCAUGAAUGAAGUUUCCAUCCGAUCAGCGGCUUUUAACCUUGAAUGAAAGUUUCAUAGACGGUCUCUUACUAUUUUCAUUUCGCACAUUGCAGUCCAUGGCAAAGUACUGCCCUGAUUGACAACGAUACGGGAAGAUUUGAGAGCAAGUGAGAUUAUCAAACAUUGUUGUACUCACUAAACUAUUCGGCAAACGUGUCUUUUGAAGGUGAGCAAUUUUGUGUGUAUUCCAUUACUGGAAAAAUAUCACAAUGUUUCAACUUCAAGAAUCAAGGUUGGUCGAGUUGAUGGGCAUUUGCAACACCACCUACUGAAUGGAAAUUCUACACGCUUUACAUCAAAUUCUCGUGCGUGAAUCUCUCUUUCUUCAUCGUCUUGAUGUCUUCCUGCCUUGCAUAUUAUUGCAGUUUAUUUGCACAGUU
Phlebotomus argentipes is the source of this 2002-nucleotide messenger RNA. Its product is annotated as calaxin. NCBI's taxonomy places the organism in Eukaryota, Metazoa, Arthropoda, Insecta, Diptera, Psychodidae. The transcript is spliced from 3 exons. The record is from RefSeq and is a predicted model, not a curated record. Gene Ontology annotation, molecular function: calcium ion binding. The coding region runs from base 130 to 1053 and encodes 307 amino acids.